This is a messenger RNA of Daldinia decipiens, 477 nucleotides long. RefSeq lists its product as uncharacterized. NCBI's taxonomy places the organism in Eukaryota, Fungi, Ascomycota, Sordariomycetes, Xylariales, Hypoxylaceae. The transcript has 4 exons. The record is from RefSeq and is a predicted model, not a curated record. The coding region runs from base 1 to 477 and encodes 158 amino acids.
AUGUUACAUGAGCACAACGAAGCUUUCUCGCGCGAGUAUCUUACCAAAGGUGCAAGUAUCCACGCCCGGAACGGUAUCGAGAUGUACCAGCAGAUUUUCACGCCGGUACCAUAUCGCGCCGCCCUAGAGGAGAUGAACCGUCGUGGGAACCGGAGCUGGGUUAUCGAUGAUCACGACAUCACAUUCGAGUUCUAUUUCCGCACCUUCGCGGAACUCGAAAAGGUGCGGGUGGACCCGGACUCUCAGGCGCUUCAGGCUGCUGAGGGCCCGUACGUGAAUCUUGUGCAUACGGUAGUGACGCUGGACUGGGUGGAGAAGCACGUUGAUGGCGGCAGAGUUGUGAAUGUUGGCCCGGAUGGGAAGUCGACGCAUCCGCCUUGGUCGGAACUGCAUGAUUUGUCGACUGUGUAUUCGGGACAGGUUGCGCAGAGUUGGGGUGAGCAAGCUGGGGGUGUCAUAAUUACAAUUCUCUUGUAG